Messenger RNA from Acanthoscelides obtectus, 411 nucleotides. The record is from the annotation of a GenBank genome assembly. Lineage: Eukaryota; Metazoa; Arthropoda; Insecta; Coleoptera; Chrysomelidae.
AUGGGAAUAAAUCAACUUCCUAAAAUGCGCUUAUAUUGGUCAAAAGAUCCAAUGUUCAGAAGUGAACUUAUUUGUAAAAACAUUAGACGCGACAGGUUUGACUUAUUGCUCAAAUUCAUUCAUUUCUCCGACAACGAGCAAAAUAUAGGAAUCCCAGAUAGAUUGGCAAAGAUAAAAGAGGUGUUGGAUCGGAUACAGAAAAACUUUCGGGCCACUUUCACACCACCACAAAUAGUGGUUAUUGACGCAACCAUGGUACCAUGGAGAGGUAGACUGGUUUUUCGCCAAUACCAGCCGGCCAAAACGCACAAAUAUGGCAUCAAGAUGUACAAACUUUGCACAACCGACGCGUAUACUUUCAAUUUCGAAAUCUACUGUGGUAAAAAUGAAGACAUAACUCGACAUGAUUGA